UGGUCAGCGUUCAAUAUCAUUAGUACCAACCUUCUCCAUAAACUCAGACCGCGCAGACGGCGAAAUGAACAGACGGUUUCUGCAGAAAAAAUUCACAGCUUGUGCACAGUAUUUGAGGGUUUUUCAAACUUUUCUAGCAAUGUCUUCACCAAAGCCCACUAAAUUCACCGCUGAAGAGCGGGAGACAGAACUUAAGCCUUUAAAGGCCGCAGGUUGGACAGAAGUUGAGGGGCGUGAUGCUAUCUGCAAGGAGUAUAAAUUCAAGAAUUUCAACCAAGCAUUUGGUUUCAUGACACGUGUGGCUCUGAUGUCAGAAAAAAUGGAUCAUCAUCCUGAAUGGUUCAACGUGUACAGCAGAGUACAAGUAACCUUGACAACACAUGACUGUGUAGGGCUUUCUGAAAAAGAUAUCAAGCUGGCAAAAUUCAUGGACAGAGCUGCAGGGUCCAUGGCAGUGUAAACAUAACUCAAGAGUUACCUAGUCACUUAAUGCAAGUCAGUGUAGCUGUGCACGAUUGUUUAAACAGUUACAGACUUAAUUAUAGAAAUAAGGAAAUUGGUGACUACAUGUAUAUCUUGUAACAGCGUGUAUCCAACACCGUGUUCUCUCUUAAUUUUUAGGUAAAAGAUAAAAAGAAAAAUUUCAAACCAGUUGAGCAAUCCCUUUACCUGUUAAAUUUUCUAGAAUUCUAGGGUAUUUCAGGGGUAAGUAAGCGGUAUGACUGGUGGUAAUUUUACUGUUUUCCACCUGAAAAAGAGAACAGGGAGCUUAAGAAACAAAUUAUGACUGUGAUGCCUUGGACAGUGUCAGUUAAAAAAUGAACUUAUAUUUUACCUAUGAAUCGUGCAAUACUUUCAAGUCAUUUAGAUUGUUUAUUACAGUCAAAACUAUCUGUAAACGGAAUAUGGAACACAGCAUUAUAUUAGAAAUCAAAAUUUAAAAAUUAAGCUGUCAUGGCUCACAUUCUCCAGACAACACAUAGUUUGGUCAUUUGGCAUUGUUAUUUUGCAAAGGACGCAAAGAAAUUUAUGAAGACCUUAGAUGUACGUGCACAGCCAUUGUUCUGCUUAUUAAACCUUUUGUUUAGGGACUUUCCUGUUUCCAUUAUCGCUGCAGUUUUCUUACACUCCCUAACAAUUCCAACAAGGACAAACAUACAUGCACUUCUCCAGAAAAAAAAAAUGUGAAGUUUUGGGGAAUUUAAUAGAUGAGAGCCAAAAGGGUAAUUCACUUGACAAGUCUUUCAGUUUCAUGGUGACCAUGCAAGAAGUAAUUUCUCCUAACAGAAUGAAAACACUAUCAACCAGACAGAAAUGGAUAGAUAUUCUAGUCUUCUUGGAUAAGGACGAGUAAACUGUAGGUCCCGUCUCCUGCAUAGUUAGGGGUAGGAGACGUUAAUUUCCCACGCAUGAGAUUACUGUGUGGUGGAUGUCCUACCCUGGGGUGGGUGUUAUGCAACGAGCUUCUCUGUGACCAUCUCAGCUUUGCUGUUAAACAGUUAAACUGUAGACAUGCCCGUGUUCAGGCUACAGGUGUAGAUAUAUAUGUUGUAGUUCAAUUUUAUCCUUGGUUCAAAUUUUAUUUUCGUUUGUUUCAAACUCACUAUCAUACAUUAACAUGACCGAGAACAAAGGAAAAUAAAAUUUGAACCAAGUUAAGAAUUGAAAUACAACAUAUAUAUAAAACAGAUGAUGAGAAUAGCAAAAAAUAAUCCAUUAAGGGAAUGUUGAUUGCUUGAACAUAAAAUUCUCAGAACUAUUAUAAGAGGAAAUAUAUGGUAAAGAGUAUUGAGAAUUACUGUUGAGAUCUUAGGAAUACAGAGGUUAAAUGUCAUUCAAAUACUCUCACAAUAUGAAUGAUGGGAACAAACACCUUCAUGAUGUAGAGAAAGAUGACAAUGACACAGCCAAACCAAUCACAAGACAUUUGGAAAUCUGCAGAUUUUCCCUACAUCUGUACACAGCAUAGAAAGUUGCUAAACACUAGAAUAAAAAUUUAUGCUUUUUUUAUGUUUUA
Messenger RNA from Stylophora pistillata, 2017 nucleotides. Its product is annotated as pterin-4-alpha-carbinolamine dehydratase. Lineage: Eukaryota; Metazoa; Cnidaria; Anthozoa; Scleractinia; Pocilloporidae. The record is from RefSeq and is a predicted model, not a curated record. Gene Ontology annotation, molecular function: 4-alpha-hydroxytetrahydrobiopterin dehydratase activity. Gene Ontology annotation, biological process: tetrahydrobiopterin biosynthetic process.